This is a messenger RNA of Adelges cooleyi (spruce gall adelgid), 14304 nucleotides long. Its product is annotated as titin-like. Bases 161 to 13318 code for a protein of 4385 amino acids. Gene Ontology annotation, biological process: microtubule anchoring. Gene Ontology annotation, cellular component: cytoskeleton; ciliary basal body; centriole. The record is from RefSeq and is a predicted model, not a curated record. NCBI's taxonomy places the organism in Eukaryota, Metazoa, Arthropoda, Insecta, Hemiptera, Adelgidae. Gene Ontology annotation, molecular function: microtubule binding. The transcript is spliced from 10 exons.
CAUUGCGCCUAUUCGUUCUAUUGUUAUCAAAUAAGAUUUCAACGGUCUUAAAACGCACGCGCCGGUUUUUUGUUACCGUUUAUUUGUUAGUCGAAUUUUAACGUAAUUUAUUAAAGUUUUUCAAAUCAACUAGUGCUAUAGAAAAAAAUAAAAAAUUAAAAUGUUCAAAUCAACUAAGAAAACCAAAGACCCUACGCGAAAAGGCGAUCCGAAGGAAAAUAAGGUAAGUGAAAAAGUUAUUAUUAAAGAAAGCAGUUCGGUAGACGUGGAGCCCAAACAGUUGUUCAGCGCUAAGGUAUCAAACGAGCAACCCAUCAAUUUGAGCGGCAAAGGGCGCAAUUCGACGCCACAGGCUUCAAAAAAAAUAUUAGUCAAAGGGACCGUCUCGAGUCAACAAUCCGAAGCCGUGUCUUCUUCUUCUAUCGAAAGAUCUUCGAGUUCGUCGUCAGUGUCAAAGACAACCGUUGGGAAAACCAUCAAAACCACAACGACGGUCGAUCGAGACGGCAAAGUUCAUACCACAGUCGAGACAGUGGACGAUAUUCCACAGACGGUAACUAAAGUAUCGUCGACCGAAUCAAAGAAAGCAGAUUCCUCAUCCGGACAUGCGACCAAUUUAAAACAAUCAUCAUUCGGGGCUAGCGUCCAGUUGAAUCAAGACUUUGGCAAAUCCCUAGUUUCGUCUACGCCAAAAAAUGUUACCACCCGUUCAUCUCAAAAUGUAUAUGAAAGUAAACAAGGGUCUUCUAUAGUCGGCGAAUCGGGUUUUUCUAAAACACAGAAUUUGGCCAUCCAAGAAAACAACGAUAACGAUUUUACCGUAAAGCUAGUUAGCGGAAAACUAGUAAAAUCUGACAACAGUUCGUCGGCAGACAUUAAAGGUGCAAAAGACUCCAAGACUUUUGAUAAGUCAAAGAAUAUAUCUUUAAAUGUUGUAAACGAGCCGAUAAUCCAGAAAAAACUAGUGUCUCAACUUCAAGAAAGUGAACAAAUUGACAAAAGUCAACAAAAUAUUCAAAGUAAUAUAAACAAGUCACAAGAAAACUCUUCAAUUAGUUCAAAUGUUUUAUACACAUCUGAUAAUUUAAAUUCUUUGAAUCGCGGACUGAACGAACAAAACAUUUACGACGAUUCUAAUAAGACAUCAGAUUCAACCAGAAGUAAAUCGAAAACUACAUCUGUAGUGACUAAAAAUGAUAUGCCAUCUACGUUGAAUGCGUCUAAAGAAAGUGAUGUCAGUUCCAGCUUUAUAACUAGCGAACAGUCAUCAUUCAUAACUUUGACAGGGGGGACCGACCAACCAAACUCCUUAACAUCUAAGAUAUCGCAGUCUAUCUACAACAAGUUCUCUGACAAAAAUAACGAGCCAUCAACAACAAAACAUACAACUGAAAAAACAAAAUCUACAACCACUGAAAGCGUUGACGAGAAAGGAUUAUCUGUGCGCAUGGUCGGAGGAAAACUGAUAAAAUCUUUUAAAGAACCAACACACCAAAAAACGACAACAUCUAAAUUUAAUGUUAAUGAUUUAAGUUCUUCCAAUAAUGUAAAAUCCGAUCAGUCGAACUCUUUGACGUCCAAAACCUCACAGAUUUUUACAGACAAGCAGGACAGAUCACUAACAGAAAAGCAACAAAAGGAUACGAUUGAAAAUUUAAAAUCUACCACUACUGAAAGCGCAGAUGAGGAAGGGUUGUCUGUCCGCAUGAUUGGAGGAAAAAUGAUUAAGUCUUUUAAAGAACCAACACCCCAAAAAAUGUCAUCUUCCAAACUGAAUGAUAGUGGUAUAACUUCUAGUAAUAUAAGUUCUAGUUAUGCAACCGAAGCCCAGUCAUCUUUUUCAAGUUCAAGAGGCGGUAGCGAUCAACCGAAUUUGUUAACUUCUCAUACAUCUCAAUCUGCAUAUAAGAUAUCAUCAGGUAAACCAGAUGAACCGUUUAUAAAUAAGCAAACAAAGGACACUAUCGAAAAAUCAAACACUUCAACCAUCGAAAACUUGGACGAAGAAGGAUUAUCUGUGCGCAUGGUCGGGGGAAAACUGAUAAAAUCGUUUAAGGAACCAACAUCCCAAAAAACAACGACAUCCAAAUUAAAUGUUGGCGAUUUAAGCUCUUCCAUUAAUAUAAAGUCCAGCGACGUUAAUUCUAGUUUUAUAACUAGUGAACAAUCGUCUUUCUCGAGCUCGUUUGACUCAACCGAUCAGUCAAAUUCGUUGACGUACAAAACCUCACAGAUUUUUACAGACAAGCAGGACAGAUCACCAACAAAAAAGCAACAUAAGGAUACAAUUAAAAGUUUAAAAUCUACCACUGCUGAAAGCGCAGAUGUAGAAGGGUUGUCUGUCCGCAUGAUUGGAGGAAAAAUGAUAAAGUCUUCUAAAGAACCGACGCCGCAAAAACUGUCACCUUCCAAACUAAAUGAUAGUGGUAUAAGUUCUAGUUAUGCCACCGAAGCCCAGUCAUCUUUUUCAAGUUCAACAGGCGAAAGCGAUCAAUCGAAUUUGUUAACUUCUCAUACAUCUCAAUCUACAUAUAAGAUAUCAUCAAGUAAACAGGAUGAACCGUUUAUUAAUAAGCAAACAAAGGACACUAUCGAAAAGUCAAAAACUUCAACCAUCGAAAGCGUGGACGAAGAAGGAUUAUCUGUGCGCAUGGUUGGGGGAAAACUGAUAAGAUCGUUUAAGGAACCAACAUCCCAAAAAACAACGACAUCCAAAUUAAAUGUUGGCGAUUUAAAUUCAACCAGUAACAUAAAAUCCAAUGAUGUCAAUUCUAGUUUUAUAACUAGUGAAAAAUCCUCUUUCUUGAGUUCAGUUGAAGGAGCGGGUCAGUCUGAUUCUUUGACGUCCAAAACAUUACAGACUGUUUAUAAUAAACCGACAAUUAUGCAGGAAAGAUCACCAACAAACAAAAAACAACCAAACGAAACGUCGGAAAAAUCAAAAUCUACCACCACUGAAAGCGUGGACGAAGAAGGAUUAUCUGUGCGCAUGGUCGGAGGAAAACUAAUUAAAUCAUUUAAAGAGCCAAUCACUCAGAAAGUGACGGCAUCUAAAUUAAAUGAUAAUGAUAUUAGUUCUGUAUCAAAAAAUACCACUUCUAGCUUUUCAGAUCAUGCUCAGUCUUUUUCUAGUUCAAUCGAAGGAACUGACCAAUCGAACUUAACAUCUACUAGUACGUCUCAAACUACAUACAUAACAUCUCUAGAUAACAAGGACAUACCACUUACGAAACCAAAGUCUACAGAUAAUAAAGAGGAUAGGACAAAGACAACCACUGUCAAUGAUGACGAAGAAGGGUUAUCUGUACGCAUGGUCGGAGGGAAACUGAUAAAAUAUUUUAAAGAGCCGACGCCGCAAAAAAUGACGACAUCUAAAUUGAAUGUUAGCGAUUUAAGUUCUUCUUCUAACAUACAGUCCAGCGACGUCAAAUCUAGUUUUAAAAUUAGUGAAAAAUCAUCUUUCUCAAGCUCAGUCGAAGCAAACGAUCAGUCGAAUUCUUUAAUGUCCAAUACAUCACACAAUGUUUAUGACAAACCUACAGACAAGCGAGACAAAUCACCAACAAAAAAACAAUCAAAACAAACGACUGAAAAAACAAAAUAUACCACCACUGAAAGCGUUGACGAGGAAGGGUUAUCUGUGCGCAUGGUCGGUGGGAAAUUGAUAAAAUCUUUUAAAGAACCAACACCCCAAAAAAUGACGACAUCUAAAUUGAAUGUUAGCGAUUUAAGUUCUUCUUCUAACAUACAGUCCAGCGACGUCAAAUCUAGUUUUAUAACUAGUGAAAAAUCAUCUUUUUCGAGCUCAGUCGAAGCAAUCGAUCAGUCGAAUUCUUUGAAGUCUAAAACAUCACACAAUGUUUAUGACAAACCUACAGACAAGCGAGAUAAAUCACCAACAAAAAAACAACCAAUGGAAUCGACUGAAAAAUCCAAAUCUACCACCACUGAAAGCGUUGACGAAGAAGGAUUAUCUGUGCGCAUGGUCGGGGGGAUAUUGAUAAAAUCUUUUAAAGAACCAACACCCCAAAAAAUGAAGACAUCUAAAUUGAAUGUUAGCGAUUUAAGUUCUUCUUCUAACAUACAGUCUAGCGACGUCAAAUCUAGUUUUAUUACUAGUGAAAAAUCAUCUUUCUCGAGCUCAGUCGAAGCAAACGAUCAGUCGAAUUCUUUAAUGUCCAAUACAUCACACAAUGUUUAUGACAAACCUACAGUCAAGCGAGACAAAUCACCAACAAAAAAACAAUCAAAACAAACGACUGAAAAAACAAAAUAUACCACCACUGAAAGCGUUGACGAGGAAGGGUUAUCUGUGCGCAUGGUCGGUGGGAAAUUAAUAAAAUCUUUUAAAGAACCAACACCCCAAAAAAUUUCGACAUCUAAAUUGAAUGUUAGCGAUUUAAGUUCUUCUUCUAACAUACAGUCCAGCGAUGUCAAUUCUAGUUUUAUAACUAGUGAAAAAUCAUCUAUCUCGAGCUCAGUCGAAGCAACCGAUCAGUCGAAUUCUUUAACGUCCAAAACAUCACAAAAUGUUUAUGACAAACCUACAGUCAAGCGAGACAAAUCACCAACAAAAAAACAAUCAAAACAAACGACUGAAAAAACAAAAUAUACCACCACUGAAAGCGUUGACGAGGAAGGGUUAUCUGUGCGCAUGGUCGGUGGGAAAUUGAUAAAAUCUUUUAAAGAACCAACACCCCAAAAAAUGACGACAUCUAAAUUGAAUGUUAGCGAUUUAAGUUCUUCUUCUAACAUACAGUCCAGCGACGUCAAAUCUAGUUUUAUAACUAGUGAAAAAUCAUCUUUCUCGAGCUCGGUCGAAGCAACCGAUCAGUCGAAUUCUUUGAAGUCUAAAACAUCACAGAAUGAUUAUGACAAACCUACAGACAAGCGAGAUAAUUCACCAACAAAAAAACAACCAAAGGAAACGACUGAAAAAACAAAAUCUACCACCACUGAAAACGUGGACGAGGAAGGUUUGACUGUGCGCAUGGUCGGUGGGAAAUUGUUAAGAUCUUUUAAAGAACCAACACCUCAAAAAAUGACGUCAUCCAAAUUGUUUGUUAGUGAUAUUAAUUCUACCAGUAAUAUACAAUCCAGCGAUGUCAAUUCUAGUUUUAUAACUAGUGAAAAAUCAUCUUUCUCGAGCUCGGUCGAAGCAACCGAUCAGUCGAAUUCUUUGAAGUCUAAAACAUCACAGAAUGAUUAUGACAAACCUACAGACAAGCGAGAUAAAUCACCAACAAAAAAACAACCAAAGGAAACGACUGAAAAAACAAAAUCUACCACCACUGAAAACGUGGACGAAGAAGGUUUGACUGUGCGCAUGGUUGGUGGGAAAUUGAUAAAAUCUUUCAAAGAACCGACAAACAAAAAAUCAGAUCUUAAUACAACUUAUACCAUCGACAACUCUGUUCGUGGUUCAAGUAAAACUUCGGCGCUUUCUGUGUCAAACACAGUGUAUGAACAGUCUACGAAUGUGGCUGACGUUACAAGAAAAAUACAUACUAGUAAAGAUAAUAAACCGAAAACGGUUGGCGGCAAACCAGAGAAGACUAUGAAAGAACCCGGCAAUAGACCCCGUAAGUCCAAUGAAGGUCCUUUGGGUCCUUCUAAUAGUAUUACUGAAAUCAUACCAUUUCCAUCAAAUUCGACAGAUAUAUUAGUCGACGACACAAAUAUUGUUCGAAGUGUUUAUUAUGAUGCCUCGCUACAGUCAUUCGUUGAAUCUCAUCAGUUUGUGGAAGAAUCCGUCGUGCAAGGUUUCCAAAUAACUUCAAACACUGCCGAAUACUAUUCGGACACACCUACGAUAAAUCGAAAUUACACCGAUACAACUGUAAUUCAAGAUGUGACAGAUUUUACAUCCACAUCGAGUCAUAUAGACAGUAACAUGGUGUCCGAAUCAGUAUCGCAAAAAGCAUCAGUCAAUCAAAUGGCGAAAAGUUACGAAAACCGAACUUCAUCAGCACAAAAUAUCAGAGAAAAAAAUCUUGACAAGAGUACGACCAAAAGUAAACAGAAAGAAAAAGAGACAGUCACAAAGGAGCAAUGUAUUUGCGAAAUUUGUACUUGUGGGCGACAUCGUUGUACGCAUACACCGGGAACAGAUGGAUCUCCAUUGAAUUUGGAGCCUACGCCUGUACCAAAAUUGUCGAGUUCCAACGAACAAUAUCAACCAAUACCUCUUGAACGCAUUGAAAGACCUACUUUGCACAGACUUAACACGGAACUAACGCUCAAUGAAGGGAAAAUUGAAAGCAUCACGGCUUACCGGUCAGAGUACGAAGAGAAACACGCAGACCGCCAAACUCGUUACAAAUCGGUUGAUCAAAUUCAGCUCGAAGGUGAUUACGCUCCACAAAGGCACAAUGAAUACCCUGGAACUCCAGGUGACCGUUUUGCACCCCGCAGACCGCAAGAUAAUUUAAAACCCGAAGGAGAAUUCGAAAGGCCCGAAGCGCAAAAGUAUGGGCCCGGGGAAAGAGCACCGAUAAUCAAGCAUCCGGAUAACUUAAGACCCGAAGGUAAAUUUGAAAGACCUGAACGGCCCAAGGUGGAAUCGGUGGAACGUCCGAAACAGAUUAAGCCAACUGAUAAUUUAAAGCCAGAGGGCGACUUUGAAAGGCCAACGAAACCAAAAGUAGUACCAGCUGAUCGUCAAAAACCGUUCAAGCCAAAAGACAAUUUACAACCCGAAGGAGAAUUCGAUAGGCCGACUCAAGCCCAGCAUGGACCUGGUGAACGAGCGCCAAUAGUUAAACACCCUGAUAAUUUAAAGCCAGAAGGGGACUUUGUUAGACCUACACCUAAUAAGUAUGCACCCGGCGAUAGAGCCCCAAUAGUUAAACACCCUGAUAAUUUAAAACCUGAAGGAGAAUUCGACAGACCAAAACCGCAGGAAGCGCCGAAGCCAGGAGAAAGGGCACAUAUGAAAAAACCAGAUGACAACUUACAUCCCGAAGGACAAUUCUACGGAGAAAGGACAGUGACUAAGUUUGUAAAAGGAGAAAGAGCCGAAGUUCGUCGUCACGAAGAUCACUUAAUAAUUGGUGGAGAAUUUACAGAUGUCACCACUCAGAAAAUAGAAUUCACUGGUGAAACAUCCGAAAGGCCCAGAAUGAUACGCCGUAAUACAUGGACAAAGCUUGAAGGGGAUAUCUUGGCGGUGCCCAAAAAUACAGAAGAAUAUCCUGAACGAACUAUCGUCAAACAAGAAAAAGGUAAAAAAAAAGUUGAUACAUUAAAUAUAACUACCGGCGAGUUUUACUCAAACACAUCAUCUAACGAUACAUAUCAGAGGCAUGAUGUAAAGAGAACAGAUAUAAUAAAAAAGAGAAGUGAUAAUUUAAUUUGCGAGGGAGAUAUGUCAUUUGAGACUUCAAAGACAUCUGAAUAUACUCCAAAAACUACAGAAAUCGAAAAACCCGUCCGAAGACGUACAUGGACAAAACAAGAUGGAGAAAUAUUCUUUCAAACGACAUCUUCAGAAGUAUUUAAACAACACAGUAACACUGAUAUAAGACAUCAAGUCAUAAAACACAAAGAUAACUUGAAAAUAGAAGGUACAUUUGAUGACACAACACACUCUAAACAAAAUUAUAAAAGUGUUAAAACUGAAAAACCAAAACAAAUAAAGCCGGUUGAUAAUUUGAAACCCGAGGGCGAAUUUGAUAGACCUACAAAAGAUAAAUACAGACCAGCAGAUAGACCAAAACAGAUAAAGCCACAAGAUAAUCUCAAGCCUGAAGGAGAUUUCCAAAGGCCAGAACAUAAAAAGGUACAAAAGGCCGACAAACGAAAACCUAUUAAACCAACGGAUAAUUUGAAACCAGAAGGUGAGUUUGAAAGGCCAAAACAAAAAGAAUAUGAAACAGCAGAGAGACCUAAACAAAUUAAACCAUUUGAUAAUUUGAAACCAGAAGGAGAAUUCGAACGCCCUGUGUAUGAAAAGUUCGAACCAGGUGAACGACCAUCACCAUUUAAACCAACGCACAAUUUAAAACCAGAAGGAGAUUUUGAAAAACGUGUUCCUCAAAAGGUCGGUCCUGGAGACAGGGCUCCAAUUGUUAAACCUAAAGAUAACUUAUACCCAGAGGGUGAAUUCCAACGUCCUAUACCAGAAGAGUUCCAACCAUCUGAAAGACCAAAACAAGUGAGGCCGCAUGAUAAUUUGUAUCCUGAAGGCGAAUUUGAAAGGCCCGAAUAUAAAGAGUUUACACCAGCUGAACGCCCUAAACAAUUUAAACCCUACGACAACCUUAAGCCUGAAGGGGAAUUCGAACGACCUGUACAUGAAAAGUUCAAACCAAGUGAACGCCCAACGGCAUUCAAACCAACGGACAAUUUGAAACCAGAAGGAGAUUUUGAAAAACGUGUUCCUCAAAAGGUCGGUCCUGGAGACAGGGCUCCAAUUGUUAAACCUAAAGAUAACUUAUACCCAGAGGGUGAAUUCCAACGUCCUAAACCAGAAGAAUUCCAACCAUCUGAAAGACCAAAACAAGUGAGGCCGCAUGAUAAUUUGUAUCCUGAGGGUGAAUUUGAAAGGCCCGAAUAUAAAGAGUUUACACCAGCUGAACGCCCUAAACAAUUUAAACCCUACGACAACCUUAAGCCUGAAGGGGAAUUCGAACGACCUGUACAUGAAAAAUUCAAACCAAGUGAACGCCCAACGGCAUUUAAACCAACGGACAAUUUGAAACCAGAAGGAGAUUUUGAAAAACGUGUUCCUCAGAAAGUCGGUCCUGGAGACAGGGCUCCAAUUGUUAAACCUAAAGAUAAUCUGUAUCCAGAGGGUGAAUUCCAACGUCCUAUACCAGAAGAGUUCCAACCAUCUGAAAGACCAAAACAAGUGAGGCCCCAUGAUAAUUUGUAUCCUGAAGGUGAAUUUGAAAGGCCCCAAUAUAAAGAGUUUACACCAGCUGAACGCCCUAAACAAUUUAAACCCUACGACAACCUUAAGCCUGAAGGGGAAUUCGAACGACCUGUACAUGAAAAAUUCAAACCAAGUGAACGCCCUACGGCAUUUAAACCAACGGAUAAUUUGAAACCAGAAGGAGAUUUUGAAAAACGUGUUCCUCAAAAGGUCGGUCCUGGAGACAGGGCUCCAAUUGUUAAACCUAAAGAUAACUUAUACCCAGAGGGUGAAUUUCAACGUCCUAAACCAGAAGAGUUCCAACCAUCUGAAAGACCAAAACAAGUGAGGCCGCAUGAUAAUUUGUAUCCUGAGGGCGAAUUUGAAAGGCCCGAAUAUAAAGAGUUUACACCAGCUGAACGCCCUAAACAAUUUAAACCCUACGACAACCUUAAGCCUGAAGGGGAAUUCGAACGACCUGUACAUGAAAAGUUCAAACCAAGUGAACGCCCAACGGCAUUUAAACCAACGGACAAUUUGAAACCAGAAGGAGAUUUUGAAAAACGUGUUCCUCAAAAGGUCGGUCCUGGAGACAGGGCUCCAAUUGUUAAACCUAAAGAUAAUCUGUACCCAGAGGGUGAAUUCCAACGUCCUAAGACAGAAGAAUUCCAGCCAUCUGAAAGACCAAAGCAAGUAAAGCCUCAUGAUAAUUUGUACCCCGAGGGAGAAUUCCAGAGACCAAUUCCAAAUGAGUAUCAACCAUCAGAGAGACCUAAACAAAUUAAACCAUUUGAUAAUUUGAAACCAGAAGGUGAAUUCGAACGCCCUGUACAUGAAAAGUUUAAAGCAGGUGAACGCCCAACGGCAAUUAAACCAACCGACAAUUUGAAACCAGAAGGAGAUUUUGAAAAACGUGUUCCUCAGAAGGUUGGUCCUGGAGACAGGGCUCCAAUUGUUAAACCUAAAGAUAACUUAUAUCCAGAGGGUGAAUUCCAGCGUCCCACGCUAGAUAAAUUCCAGCCAUCAGAAAGGCCAAAGCCGGUCAAGCCGCAGGAUAAUUUAUAUCCGGAGGGUAAAUUUGAAAGACCAUUACAUCAGACAUUUACUCCUGCAGAACGUCCUAAACAAGUUAUACCCAAAGACAACCUAAAACCUGAAGGAGACUUUGAAAAACGCGUACCUCACUUGGUCGGUCCUGGUGACAGGGCACCAAUUGUUAAACCAAAAGAUAAUCUUAAAUCUGAAGGCAAGUUAGAUACUUCUUACUUAAAAAAUAAAUCGGAGGUAUCUGUUGGGGAGAGAGCUGUAGUUCAUGUUCACGAAGACAAUUUAAAAAUGACUGGAGAACAUCAUUUUUUGAAGAAAGAUGAUUAUGUGGCAAAAACCGUGGCACGGUCUGAAAUAAUUAAAAGAGAAGAUAAUUUAAGAAUGGAAGGUGAGUUUAUUGAUACACACAGAAGAACUGAUUUUUCUGCUUCAAAAGGCGUACGAUCUGAAGUGGUGCGACAUGUUGAUAAUCUUAAAAUUGAAGGAGAAUUUGUAGAUAUGAGAUCUAGAAACGAUUUUAUUAAACAUGAUGUUAAAAAAGUAUCUUCGAUUGUUAAACAUGAAGACAAUCUUAAACUUGAAGGUGUAUUUGAAAAAAGGGUGCUUCAAAAAACCGGACCAGGUGAUCGAGCUCCAAUGAAAAAGCCUAUAGACAAUCUUAAACCAGAAGGUAAAUUUGAAAGACCUACUCCAGAUCUAUAUAUGCCUGGAGAGAGACCUCAGCAAGUUAGACAUCCUGAUAAUUUGAAACCAGAAGGGGAUUUCGAAAAAAGGGUUCCUCAAAAUGUUGGACCCGGUGACCGAGCGCCUAUAGUUAGGCCUAUAGAUAAUCUUAAACCUGAGGGAGCAUUUGAAAGGCCUUCUCCGGGUUAUUACAUGCCGGCCGAGCGUCCUCAACAAGUUCGGCAUCCUGAUAAUUUAAAACCAGAAGGUGAUUUUGAAAAAAGAAUCCCUCAUAAAGUUGGACCUGGAGAUCGAGCUCCAGUUGUUAAGCCAAGAGAUAAUCUUAAACCAGAAGGCAAAUUUGAAAGGCCAUCACCCGAUCUUUACAGACAUGGUGAACGUCCCCAACAAAUUAGACAUCCUGACAAUUUAAGACUGGAAGGUGAUUUUGAAAAAAGAGUUCAUCAUAAGGUCGGUUCUGGCGAUCGUGCUUCUGUGGUUAGGCCUAAAGACAACCUUAGGCCAGAAGGUAAAUUUGAAAGACCUUCUCCAGAUCAAUAUAGUCCUGGGGAGCGGCCUCAUCAAGUUAGACAUCCCGAUAAUUUAAGACCAGAAGGAGAAUUCGAAAAAAGAGUUCCUCAAAAGGUUGGCCCUGGUGACCGAGCUCCUAUAGUUAAGCCUACAGAUAAUCUGAAGCCAGAAGGGGAAUUUGAUAGGCCUACUACAAGUCAGUAUAAACCAGCAGAGCGGCCUCAACAAGUUCGGCAUCCUGAUAAUUUAAGACCAGAGGGUGACUUUGAAAAACGGGUUGUACAAAAAGUGAACGUCAGUGAACGUGUUCAGGGAAAGAAACCACAAGACAAUUUACGUAUGGAAGGAGAGUUCGAAAAACGAGAAAAACUGUUUACAGUCCGCAAAGUGGAACAAGCAGUUAUCAGAAAACAUGCUGAUAAUUUAAAAUUGGAAGGUGAAAUGCAUUAUGGUGUUAACUACAACCAUUCUGAACAAAAUAAAAUUGAUAGUGGAGUUGUUCAACAUCAACAAGUUCACACUACUAAUACUAAUGCAGUAUCUCAAACUUCUGUACAUAAACAGCAACAUAGCAUUAUAAACAGUAGGGCCCAUAUAGAAUCUCAGAUUUCUCUAAACUGUGAUGAACGAAAUUUAUCCGAAAACCGAGUAGCUCAACAAGGUCAUUUGCACGCCAGUAGUGAAAAUAUUCAAAACAGUCGUAAUUUAAAUGAACUUGCAACAAAGCAAUCUUCAGAUGAGACUUUUAGAAAGAGUUUAAAAUCUGAAGAACACGUCGGAAAAGUCGAAAGAAAAAAAUGGGAAACUGUACAAAAAAGAGAUUACUUACAAAGUUCAGUUACUAAUUUAAAUUCAUCUAGGCAGAUGUCUUCUUCAAGACAGCACCUUCACAAAAUAGGAGAUCAAAGAUAUGCCGAUGAUAACAUAAGUCACCAGUAUGAUCAGAAUCUCCAUAAGUCAUCGCAACACCUUCAUAAUUAUAAUCGGACGUCAAGAUCAUCGAAUGAAAAUAUCUCGUCCUCUUCCAGAAAUGAGGACUACUCCUCACUUCGGCCGAAUAAUUCGAACCAAAGUAGUACGCAGUAUGCAUCUCAUAACCUAUUUGGCAAUAAUAAAUACCAAAUGUCAAACUCGUCCACUAACCAGUCCAGCCAUCAAAAUACAAGUGGUCGUAUAGAAAGUAACGGUCGUGUAUCGUCUUCACAAACAUCUUCUUCCAUAAGUAAAGAUCAAGUUCGUCGCCCUGAAAGUUUUGUUAUCGGUAUAUCUGAUACAAAGUCUCAACACGCUAACCGGAAUACUUCGUCUAUACAGAAGAGUUCAAACCAGUCAUCAACGAGCCAAUACAAUCAGUACACGGCGAAAGCUGAAACAAGCGGGCAGCUUACAAGUAGUGGAAGCAAGACGUAUGAAUCGAGUUUAAGAGAUAAUCAAUCAUCAAGAACUAAUGAGCUACUUAACAAAAAUGAUAGGUUCGGUGGUAGCCAAAGUCAAACAAACAGUCAAGUUAUCCACGGCAGAAGCAACGUACACGAAUCCAGUUCAAGAGAUAGCCGAUCGUCAAAAACGAAUGAACUGUUCAGCAAGAACGAUCAAAGGCAAAGUCACAUGGACACCGGUUCCAAUAAUUUCGAAAUGCAUUCGUCUCAACAAAAAUCUGAAAACACCUCGAAGCGAGCAUACGAAGUAAAGAGUUACUCUACGGCUACAUAUAGGAAAUCGUUACACAGCACUAGCUCGAACGUACUGAAUCUUGAUUCUGUAGCCACGGACCGUAGAAAUUACAACGACGAAUCACAUCACCGCAAGUCGGUCAUCAGUUCCAAUACCGAUUUAAGCAAUAAGAUUUUUCACCGCAAAGGUGACGUAACACACGUCGAAGCGCCGCAUACGACUUCAACAGCCGCUGCUGCACAAAGAAAAAGCAUCAACACGUUGGAUUCUGGCUUGGUAGCAGUUGCCCAGGACAACCGAAACAGUCUUAGUUCUUUGCACAGACAUGAGCGGGUUACCAGAUCAUCGAAUAGGUCUCAUAUAACAUUGGGCGAUUCAUCAAUGGAGUCGAGCACAAGCCAUUACAAGAACGAAUACAAGCCGAGGGUGACGGGACCGUGUCCCGUUCCGUUAAUCGAAAGAAACCAGGCUCCGUUUAGGCACACUAGGGACACGAAAACCCAUAAGUUCUACAAACACACAACCGAUACAGACGGAGAUCGUAAAUGAAUAUUUUUUACGAAUCAACAAUACAUUUGUACUCGACGAUUACGACAACGAGAAAUGGAAUAAAACACAUUAUUGUAUUUUACUAAAUUACUAUAUAAAAUUUAACUAUUAUAAUAUACAUACAUUUUUAUCGACCCAUUUAUACUGUUAUAUUACUCUUAUAGUGCUAUGUAUAUUUUUAUAUUUUAAAACGUACAACUUGGGCUAUCCUAUAUAUUCUAUACUAUUAUUUUUCCCUCAAACCUUAAGUGUUUUUACUUUUAAAUUAAAAAAUAUAUAUAUGUUACAGAUUACUUACGUUAAAUAUAUUCAAACGACUUUAAUUUUAUAAUUUGUUUUAGGUUUUAUUUAAACUGUUCAUAUCAAUAAACUUUUGUAACUUCAAAAAAAAAUGUUAUAUCAACAUUAAUAUUAGUUAUAAGUGAUAAAAUAAACAUGUACUUUUGAACUUGAUCAAAUUAUAUUAUUAACACAUGCAUAUUAUAUAUACUUUGUCGCUUGGGUCAAGAAGGUCUAUUGUCACAUUUUACCUAAAUGAGUUUGAUCAAACAAAAUUAAGUUUAUCCUUAUGUUUUGUAAAAAAAAAAGGACACUUACUAUAAAAGUUGAAAAAGUUUUAAAGAUAUUAAGUUUAUUUGCGGUAGCUACGAAAAGUGAUACUGGCCCUCCUUGACUCAAUCCUUUAAUUAGUAUAGACAAUAUUGUGUAAAGUUGUUAACGCAAUAAAAAUUAAUCUAUAAAACUAAUACACUUACAAUUAUAUAUAAAAAAAAUAGGUAAAUGACAAUGUGGUUCAAAGUCUUUAGACCAAAUUUAGUUGAUUGUUAUAAUAUUAUGUAGUAUUAAAAAAAAUAUUUGUUGAAUAUACCAACCUUAUUACGACAAUAAAUACAAAAAAAUUAAAUUUCAAAUCGUUUUUUAAUAUUUAUUUUAUUUUUAAAACUUUUAUAUCUGUGAUACUUAUCGAAUAUUUGAUUCAAUAAACA